CAUAAACAAACUGCGCAGACGCGUUAUGGACAGUCAGAUAGCGCACUAGGAGGAAAUUCACCCACCGCUUCUGAGACCAGAACAUUUUCUUUGGGAUAUACCGAUCGCAGAGCCUCUUGACGAGCUUUUUUUUUAUUUUUCCCCGACGGGGCGAACAUGGCGACGCUGGGACCGGAGCCCCGUCCUCAUUCCCAGCUGCCCUCUGCCGCAUUACAGACGAACCUGAGCGGACUGGGCUCCAAUUCGAACCUGCCUCUCAACCGGGGUUUGGAGAGAGCUCUGGAGGAUGCGGCGAACUCCGGAUUUCUGAAUCUCAGCACAAGAAAACUGAAAGAAUUCCCCCGGACAGCAGCUAAUUACGACCUAACGGAUACGGUGGAAGCAGAUCUGUCGAAGAAUCGCUUGAUGGACAUCCCGUCAGAGGUGUGUCAUCUGGUCUCUCUAGAAACGCUGAACCUUUAUCACAACUGCAUCAAAAGCAUUCCCGAUACCAUCAUCAGCCUUCAGUCCCUGACCUGCUUAAACAUCAGCCGGAACCAGCUGUCGGUGCUGCCAGCGUGUGUGUGUGGUCUUCCUCUACGAGUGCUCAACGCCAGCAAUAACAAACUCAACGCACUUCCAGAAAGCAUUGGCCAGCUCACCAAUCUCAUGGAGCUGGAUGUAAGCUGUAAUGAAAUCACAGCUCUUCCACGUCACACUGGCCAGCUCAAAGCUCUGAGGGAACUCAACGUGCACCGAAACCUUCUCUGUGUCCUUCCAGAGGAUUUGGCAGAUUUACCCCUGGUCAAGUUUGAUUUCUCCUGUAAUAAGGUCUCUACUAUUCCUGUCUGUUAUCGAAAUAUGACCCAGCUCCAAACACUACAGCUGGAGAACAAUCCACUUCAGAGUCCUCCUGCACAGAUAUGCAUGAAGGGCAAGAUUCAUAUAUUUAAAUACCUCGCCAUGGAGGCAUGUCGUAGUGACAAGAUGGUCGAUGCCCUGUACCUUCCUGUCACACACCGCCUCAGCUUGACACGACCCACGAAUGGGAGCACUGAGGACAUUGAUCAGCACAAAAAACUUGACAGUGACUCUGGGGUGGGCAGUGACAACGGAGACAAACGCCUUUCUGCUACAGAGCCAUCAGAUGAAGACAGCCUCAGCUUAAAUGUGCCCAUGACCAACAUCACAGAGGAGGAGGGCUUGAGCAAAGACGACUCCAGCGAACACAUCAGCGCUCUGACAGGAGACAGAAGUUCAUCGGAAUCUCUCAAGGAGCAUCUAAGUUAUCGAGACUCUACCCUCAGCUCACCGUUCGUCAACUAUAUCAAAGCUCGAGGUGCGGAUUUCGAUGAGCCCCUCAGGAUAGAGGAAGACAACAACUGGACUUCAGAACAAACGUCAAAGGUUAACAUGAUCAAUCAGUUAAAGGAAGCAGUGGAGAUGCUACAGGAUCCUAACAGGGUUAACAUGAACUCAACUGAUCUCUCUGGUAUUAAGCUCUAUCCUGUGGAAAUGGCUACAGUAGAUGAGUCACUCAAUGGCCAAGAGAGUGACGAGGGUCAGGCGACACCUAAGGCGGCUCCUGGAGAAUGCUGGGAGUUCCAGAGGAAGAGACAGUACAUUCUAGAACGGGCCCGGCUCGAGGCCCAGCUCGCAUGUCAACAGUAUGCCCUGCACCUGGCACAACAGGGUGACGUGAUUGGCCAGGAAGGAUCAGGUGAUAGUUGUGAGAACCAAGUUACCAAGAGUGAAGACAAAAACCCAGUUUCCAGCCCCACACUGAGCUCCCCUCCUUUUGGUCUGAAGCCCAGAUCAGCUUCACCCUCUGUGCCGUGCUCGACUCCGCCCUGUCCCCUCCCCCUUACACAGGCCUCGCCCACUGGUAGAGACACGCCCCCUAGCCCAGCUGAAGGAGACAUGCCAAGCAGUGUGUUUUUCAGGACGCACAAGACUCUGGAAUCAGUGGAUCCUCAGUUCACCAUGAGGAGGAAGAUGGAGCAGCUCAGAGAGGAGCUGGAGCUCAUAGAGCAACUACGAGAGAGUAUUGAGAGCAGACUGAAAGUAGUUCUUCCUGAAGAUCUGGGCUCUUCUCUCAUGGAUGGGGUCGUGCUUUGUCACCUAGUCAAUCACAUUCGGCCGCGUUCAGUAGCCAGUAUCCAUGUCCCAUCCCCUGCAGUGCCCAAGCUUAGCAUGGCUAAAUGUCGCAGAAAUGUGGAAAGCUUUUUGGACGCCUGCAGGAAAAUGGGAGUCCCUGAGUCCUCUCUCUGUACGGCUUAUGACGUUCUGCAGUUUAACCUGCGUCCGCUCUGGGCCGUGGUCGCAGCCUUGCUCAUGGUGGAGAGCACAGGAACAAGGCAGAAGGAAAGAAAGGUGGAGAGUGGCAGGGAGAAAGAGACAGAGGUCAAGAAGCUUAUCCCCGAGUCCACUCAGACUCCGCCCCCUUCCUGGCAAAUAUGGGAUCUGAUUGGCUCAAGUCUGCUUCACGUUUUCUGUCUGGUGAUGCUGUUUGUGGCCUACAGCUGGAGUGAAUUGAAAUAACAUACAUGACCUAAAAACACACAAGUAACACAUUAUAUCAUUUAAUGGUCCUUGAAAGCACUUUGAACAGUUGGCUUCACUUAAAGGAAUAGUUCACCCAAAAAUGGAAAUUCUGUCAUCAUGUAUUCAAGUUUUUUUUUUUUUUUUUUGGAUGGAUAGUUUCAUAUGUUUGACCAACCCUUACAUCUUGACUUGGCUGUGAUGGAAACCAUACUUAACUGAGGAGCCCCGACACAUGACAUUCAAGAUAAAAAAAAUAAAUUGUGCACACAAUUUACUCAUUCGUUCCCUCUAUGUCCUAAAACAUGUGCACGAUUUACUCAUUCGUUCCCUCGAUGUCCUAAAACGUGCGCACAAAUUACUCAUUCGUUCCCUCUAUGUUCUAAAACAUGCGCACGAUUUACUCAUUCGUUCCCUCGAUGUCCUAAAACGUGAGCACGAUUUACUCAUUCGUUCCCUCUAUGUCCUAAAACAUGCGCACGAUUUACUCAUUUGUUCCCUCGAUGUCCUAAAACGUGAGCACGAAUUACUCAUUCAUUCCCUCGAUGUCCUAAAACAUGCGCACGAUUUACUCAUUCGUUCCCUCGAUGUCCAAAAACGUCCGCACUCCCUCUAUGUCCUAAAACAUGCGCACGAUUUACUCAUUCGUUCCCUCGAUGUCCUAAAACGUGCGCAUGAUUUACUCAUUCGUUCCCUCGAUGUCCUAAAACGUGCGCACUAUUUACUCAUUCGUUCCCUCCAUGUCCUAAAAUGUAUGCACGAUUUACUCAUUCGUUCCCUCUAUGUCCUAAAACGUGUGCACGAUUUACUCAUUCGUUCCCUCGAUGUCCUAAAACGUGAGCACGAUUUACUCAUUCGUUCCCUCUAUGUCCUAAAACAUGCGCACGAUUUACUCAUUUGUUCCCUCGAUGUCCUAAAACGUGAGCACGAAUUACUCAUUCAUUCCCUCGAUGUCCUAAAACAUGCGCACGAUUUACUCAUUCGUUCCCUCGAUGUCCUAAAACGUGCGCACGAUUUACUCAUUCGUUCCCUCGAUGUCCUAAAACGUGCGCACGAUUUACUCAUUCGUUCCCUCCAUGUCCUAAAAUGUAUGCACGAUUUACUCAUUCGUUCCCUCAAUGUCCUAAAACGUGCACACGAUUUACUCAUUCGUUUUCUUGAUGUCCUCAAACGUGCGCACAAUUUACUCAUUCGUUCCCUCAAUGUCCUAAAACGUGCGCACGAUUUACUCAUUCGUUCCCUCCAUGUCCUAAAAUGUAUGCACGAUUUACUCAUUUGUUCCCUCAAUGUCCUAAAACGUGCGCACAAUUUACUAAUUCGUUCCCUCUAUGUCCUAAAACAUGCGCACGAUUUACUCAUUCGUUUUCUUGAUGUCCUAAAACGUGCACACGAUUACUAAUUCAUUCUCUCAAAUUAUAAAUCCUGUACACGAUUUAGCAAAUCGAGGGAACAAAUUUGUAAAUCAUGCGGACAAUUUAUAAAUCAAGAUAACGAAAUAGGAAAUCGUGCGCACGAUUUAGCCUUCUUUUUUUCCAGCAUGCCAUGUGCUGGGCUCCGUACGUAACACCAAACAUGCAGCAUUUUUGUUAGAACAACAUGUUCUCCAUGAAGAGAUGUUUUCAUGUUUGAGUAAGUGUUAUUUAUUAGUUGGUGAAUAACAUAUUUAUAAGUCCUUGCAAAAUGCUAAGGAAACCUUCUUUAAACAGACUUUUUGCAAACAUUUACGCAGGAGGUGCACUGAGCACUUUAAUAAGGAAUGACGUAUGGCCACGUUCUCACUCACUUCCACCUCUGUACAAAACUUGUUUCAGAAACUUCAAUUUUAGCCGUCAUAAUGCUGAAUUCUGUUGGAUAUUUCACAUAUAAACAAUCUAAGUGGUAUAUUUAUUAGCAUCUGCAUGACAAAACAAAAAUAAUCCAAACAGAUAUGGAGGUCUUGUCUCAUGCCAGUCAUGCCAGUGCUCAGCAAUAUAUCUACAGGAAUCAAGUGCACAUUUGGUCUGCUUCACAGAAACAAUUUACAGAUAAUAAAUCAGGACACUUGUGUUAGUAAAGUCCCAGAUCAUUAAAGCAAAAUUAUAGCUUUUCUUUGCACUGAAGUCUUGUAUGGUGAGGUUAAACUUAUAAUUAAAAACAUUUAAUCAUUCGCAUAAGGGCUAAUUUAUCUGUUGGAUGUAAAAGCAGCUGCUUUUGGUUAAGAGUGUUUUUAAGAGCAUGAUGUGUUGUUUAUUAAAUAUCCUGCAUAGUCAUUGUAAAUUAUUACAUUGUUACUUUACCCAAAACGCCAUCUAUAAGAUGAAAUAGGACUAAUUAAUUCUUGGUUUAAUUUCCUGUUCAUUAGUAAGACAGAAUGACAAACCAAAUCAAU
Messenger RNA from Carassius auratus (goldfish), 4888 nucleotides. RefSeq names its product leucine-rich repeat and calponin homology domain-containing protein 1. Lineage: Eukaryota; Metazoa; Chordata; Actinopteri; Cypriniformes; Cyprinidae. The record is from RefSeq and is a predicted model, not a curated record. The transcript is spliced from 21 exons. Gene Ontology annotation, molecular function: protein binding. Bases 157 to 2520 code for a protein of 787 amino acids. Gene Ontology annotation, cellular component: cytoplasm.